This is a messenger RNA of Marchantia polymorpha subsp. ruderalis, 1215 nucleotides long. The record is from the annotation of a GenBank genome assembly. Lineage: Eukaryota; Viridiplantae; Streptophyta; Marchantiopsida; Marchantiales; Marchantiaceae.
CAACUGUCAAGACAUUUCGAAACAUUGUUUUGCAUUAGGGAAUUUAUUCAUAAACUUCCAGAAGAAUACCCAUUAAAUCCAGAAGAGAACUAGGAAUGAAACUUUUCGCUUCUGCAUGUAGCUCAGAAGACCAUUCCGCAGGAGGUUGAAUUCCAGAUGUACCUGCAUGGUGUCAAGUCUGAAAAUGGAGAGAUUGCAUGCACUUGGCUGCUGAGGAUGAAUGUGGCAACAGAAAUGAGAGUUUAUCUGGUCGAGCGUUUGCUCCUGUAUCUAAAUUCUCAGGUCGUGAGUGAGUGACUGUCUACGCACAGGCAGUUCUGCAUUGCUGGAACAGAUCUUAUUGGUAAUAGGGUUUCGAUUCUUAGGACCUUGAAGCUGAUAAUGGACUGCCUCGUACUUUCGCCCUUCAAGUCUGAGAUUCAGCUAUUACCAUUUCCAGCUACACGCAACAGCUAUAUCAACUCAGAUCGUAAUUCUGGUCAAGUGCACAAUGUCGCUGGACGCUACAUCCAUUUCAGAUUCGAGAUAUUCGAAGUUCAUGACAAAUAACCACGACGGCAGCCGGACCGAUGCCACUCAAAAAGUGCUGGAAUGAUGCAUGAACCCUUUACAAAAUUUUCUCAUUAUAGUCAGCAAUCAUCGAAGGGAGUUGGAAGUGAUAUCAGAAUUGACAGAAGGUUCAAGAACCUUCCACGAGCAGCCUUACUUGGCGAAAAGCGUUUGCUCGGAUUCAUGAUUCAUAGUGACAGCUUCAGGGUCCUUCGUAACAGUUCAGCAUGCUCCACGAUACAGUUCCAGUGCUCCAGUUGAUUGCAAUUGUGAUCCGGACUUCCCACGCAUUCUAUAGUUGACUGUCUACGACGGCCGUCAUGUGCUUGGGAAUUGUUUGGUCCCUUCUCAUUGUCAAGAUGAUUUCAUUCAACGCACUGGCCAAGAAUUUGAGACUGCCUCCACUUUUCAUGAGUAUGCUGGAAGUAGAUAAAGUUACAUCCCGCCAGUAGAUCGAGCUUUGCACUCCAAAUGAUUAUCUGCCAGAAUCUAUCCGUGAGUGAUAGAUUGAAAGACAGAAUUGUCAGAGUCCAAAUAACCUGUUGAUAGUUCGCAGAUUGAGUGAUCCUUUCUUCCGCCAAUCUUCAAGCUAGAGAGAGACAUGCAUGCUUUGCAUGCUACAUCACAUUUUGGAUCGAGUCAUCAACGAAGGAGAAUAACAUCCCA